Molecule: messenger RNA, 699 nt
Organism: Schizosaccharomyces osmophilus
Lineage: Eukaryota; Fungi; Ascomycota; Schizosaccharomycetes; Schizosaccharomycetales; Schizosaccharomycetaceae
Product: HAD superfamily hydrolase
Exons: 3
Coding region: 1-699 (232 amino acids)
Source: RefSeq, a predicted model, not a curated record
AUGAGGAAGCUGAAAUUGAUCACAUUUGAUGCAUUUGGUACAUUAUUACAAUUAGCAAAGCCCGUACCAUUUACUUAUUAUGAAACGGCCCAAAAAUAUGGAAUCUCAGCGACCCUGGAGGAAAUAAAGAAGAACAGCGAUCGUGCUUUUGCAGAAUUGAGUAAAACCCAUAAAAACGGCGGGCUGAAAGAUGUUCUGAAUCCUCGUGAAUGGUGGUUUGAGGUUAUUAAGAGAUCAUUCCCGUGUCAAAUUCCUAAUACAAUGGCAGAGGAUCUGUGGAAUCAUUACUCUACGAAAUCAGCUUAUCGUAUUCACCCGCUGUUUGAAGGCUUUUUGAGAAGAAACGCUCAAGAGAAGGGAUACUCUAUUGGCAUUAUCUCAAACACGGACGACCGUAUUUAUUCAGUGUUCAAAAGCUGUGGAUUUGCUCAUUUAAUUGACGUUUAUGCAUUUUCUUAUGACAUUGGAUGUCAGAAGCCGGAGAAAGGCAUAUUUGAAUAUGUCCGCAACAAGACCGGUGAAUUAACUAGAGUAAUUCCGGCCCCGAAGGAAUGCCUUCACUUUGGAGAUGAUGUUUCAAAGGACGUUGAAGCUGCUAAAAAUAUAGGAUGGCAUGGAGAGUUUUGUGAUAUCUAUACGAACUUUCCUAAGGUUAUUCAUGAAAUAGAAAGCUCUUUUGGAUCCGGAUCCAAAGAUUAA